ACAUUACAACUCAGCAGAUCUGAGCGCUCCCUCCUGCAGGCUGCACUCUGCGACCCCCCGACUCCGACUCUCCGCACUACAGAGCAGGUAGUGACUCCACGGUACAAUGUCUUCAGACGGAACGUCAGCAAAGGCCCUCAAGGUAAAAAAAGAGAUGGGGGAGAACACACCAUUGCUGUCUGAUGAUGAGCUGAUGUCAAUGUCUGUGCGGGAGUUAAACCACCACUUGCGUGGCCUGUCCAAGGAGGAAGUGGUACGACUUAAACAGCGGAGAAGAACACUGAAGAAUCGGGGCUACGCUGCUAGUUGCAGGGUUAAGCGUGUCUCCCAGAAGGAGGAGUUGGAGAAGCAAAAGAAGGACCUGCAACAAGAGGUAGAAAAGCUGGCUCAGGAGAAUUCCACCAUCAAGCUGGAACUGGACGCACUGCGGGCCAAGUAUGAGGCUUUGCAAAACUUUGCUCACUCUGUGUCUCGAGGGCCCAUAACUCCAGCCAAAGUGGCCGCCACCAGCGUUAUCACCAUUGUCAAGUCCUCUGGAGGUUCAUACUCCUAACAGAAGGAACAUUAGGCUUGCUUCCCCCAUCCUGUCUCGCCUCAUUAAUUGCUACAAAGCCAUCCACCAGAUCUUAGCCAUCUCAACCAUGAUUCACACAGGCAUUGGAAUGAGGCUUCUACAGCUUCCUUUGUAAAGCCUUUUUCUGCCCAUAUCAACCAGCAUUCCUUUAGCCUGUGCAAAAACGAUCAGUCCCAAGAGUGCUUUACUUUACAGAUUGUCUAGGAUGUGGUUAUGGUUAUGCUUAUCCUGAAACGAUGGGUUCUUAGUUUAAAACCUUAAUUCAUCAAUGCAAUGGAAGGUACCUUGAAUUGCUUGAGGCCUGAUCAUGUCCUCAUACAUAUUUUGGAAAUGUUUUGACAUAGAAAGCAUCACAAUGCUUUUUCUUAUUGAUACAGAGUUAAGUUAUUGAAAUAAUUAUACGUUUUAUUUUGUAGUUAACAGGUUACACUUUGUGUAUGGUGUAUGGCAUCCUUUGCUUUCCUACCUAGGAGCAGUCUGUACCACAUUCUGUGGUAAAACCUUUGUGACACGUCAGCCCAAAAACACUCAACUUAUAGGACUGGAGAGUGAAAUUGAGCUUGUGUUACUUAGCAGUCCCACGGAGGGGAGCCCAGAAGGAUUUACCCUCUAUCAAAUCUAACAUUGUUUACACACAAGGUUAUGAUGCAAAGAAUUGUGAGGAGGAAGUGAUACAAUUCAGAGAAGAGAGAUGGGGAAUGGGAAGUUAAAGGUCCGCAUACUGUGUGUAUGAAAUAUCUAUUGUGUGACACACAUACAGAUGGAAGAACUAGUAAGUUACAAGAAGUUUUAUGCAGCCUGCUUCCACCAUGGCUGUUACAUGAUGUGACUCAAAUCAGUCAGUGGAAUGUAUGGAUGUGUAAAUGGGUGGAGCCUGCAUAGUGAUACAGUCAGCCAGCCCAAGUGAAAGAUUACAGUACAGUAUAUAUAUAUAAUAAUAUAUAUAGACCAAGUCUGAAGGAAGUAAAAGCCUUGUACAUGUGGGUGGAAAAAGAUUAACCUAGGCCAUUUGAGGCAGCCUGUAUACAACCUGGUUCUAAUACAAGUCUGCUUAACUCAUAUCAGUAGUGCACUAUGAAUUGAAUGUGGAAUGCACUGAGGUUUUACUUUUAUUCCUCUCUGUGUAUUUCUGCAUAUUCUGCGUACUGCUGCAUAGCUUACCUCGGCAGUGGUAUAUCAUCUGAAACCAUCCACUGGUCAAACUGGAAGGGGAUCUUUAGUGCUUAUUAACUACAGAAUAUUUAUUCAGAUAUGCAGAGGGCUGUUCAGUGCUGACAAUAAGCUAGGCCCCUCUAUCUGCAAAUAAAUGGCUUUUUAUUGCUUAGGCAGAUUAUAAAUCUCACACUGUGAAACAAGGGGCAGUAAAGGAAAGAUAACAUGUACCUCGGUAUAGGGUAAUGCAAGGCAGCCAAUGGGUGCUGAGUGUUUUGAGCGUUUUUUGAGGGGAUCAGCUUGUCAUUACAACCUGAAAGGAUCCUAAAGCUCAAAGAAAAGAAUAUAGGUUAAAAGAAAGUUAAGAUGAAGGUGAGAAGGUGAGAAAUGAAGAUUAGAGAUGUGAAGUUUAAGAAUAAAUUAAGCAUAACCUUUUGGCAGAUGCAGUAGCACUUUGGAAAUCCUUAUGGGCUGUAAGGCAAGGUGCCCGAUGGCAUUUACCAAUCACGCUGGGACUGUUAAGUUUCACUUGCCAUUAAACCUGCUAGGCUGUCUGCCGGCACGCUCACCAUUGCAGAACUGCGGCUUUUAGCAGCUAACAAGUUUUAGAUGAUAUAAUCUAUUUAUUGGCUUUUAUCAACAUUUACACCUCCAGGGACCCAAGUGCUGUUGUCAGACCCGGGGAAAAUGCCCUCUGUGCCCCACCUGCUUUCCUCAGCUAAACUGGUGAGAGUCGUAAUUCACAAAGGUGGCACCCAUUGCCUUUGCUUGGCGAAUGCUUGUUAUAAAUCAUAGCCAGCGGCUCAGCCAGCCUUAUUGAACUACAAUUAAAAGAAUCCGUCUGUCUUUCAUACAUCACAAGCUCAUUUUAAGAUUCAAUGCUAAAGUGGCCAGUUAGGACAUAUCAUUUGUUCUGUGUUAUUUACAGCUUUGUUUCUUUUUAUUCUUCUGAAUAUUUAUCACUGCUUACAAAUCAGUCAAGACACAAGAUGGACGCUUGGUAUCCUUUUAUCCUCUAUCCACCUCAAUAUUUCCAGCCCUCUCCAUCUGCUUUAUGUUAUUGCCAAUAGAGAUGCCUCCUACAUCUCUAGCACCACAAGGGUUAACCUACCCUGGCAUUUGCUUUCUGGAGGAAAACCUUAUUUAUGUUUGAGAAGUUUAUUUUUUUCAGUAUAUUUAUAUAUUAUUUUUAUUAUAAAGAUUAUAGGGAAGAGGGUGGGAAAUGCAUAUGUUAAAUGUAUGUUUGUUGGAAACAAAAUGUGGAAAUGGCUGCUCUUGACACAAAUCCUAGCGAUGUUGCUUAUAUUUAGAACCAAGGGGCAGAUUUACAAAGCUGUUUUGUAGCCAUUUGUUACAAUGCAGAAAAUCGUUUUUUUUGUUUUUUUUUUUAAUCAUUUUUAGUGCAUUAUGGAGGCUUACUGAUUCUGUGCAGUGUUAGAUCUCAGUGCUGCCGCUGACCUCUAACACCCCCACAGCAUCAGAGAUAGAAUUUUCCUGACUUAGGAAAUAAUUAAUAAUUUAGAAAACAUGUUGAACUGCUGAGAUUCCCCCGUUUGAUAGUAAAUCUGCCCCUUCGUUUGGUUGGGUUUCAGAACAUAAAAUUUGAUGUGAUUUAGCUCCAACCCCAGGGUGUAUUAAAAAGAAAUAAUAAUUCUCGCAGAAGCAUAUGACCUUAAUUGGACCCAGGCACACCUUCAAGAGACUGAUCAUCACUGUGCCAUGUAGCAAAGCUGUUGGUAGAACUGGAGCCUAAAUGUGUCAGGCUUCACCUGAGAAGCCCAUCUCUGUAAUAUGCACCUACACUGCUUGGAUUUACUUUUUCUUUCCUCUUAAAAUGGUGGAGUAGAAGGUGUUUCAGCUUCUAUCAACUACUCGUUGGUGAAAAAAUGUUCUCAUAAAGAAGUGGAGCCAUAGGCUGAAGGCUAAACCCCAGCCACCAUUGGUUUCCAUCCGUUCUUCAGCUUUCUCUGCCUUUGUUCUACCCUGUAGCCCAACCCAUCUCCCACUCAUGGACAGAGUAAAGUUUACAAACCUGUAGGGGGGGCUAUAUCUGACCUGCUUCCUUUUCAACAGGUUUGAGGUGGGAAAAAAAAUUUAAAUUCUAGGAAAUGUUUAGCACCUAGCUUUCAUAUAUAAUAGGAAUAGUUUGCCCAGUGCAUACAGAAUUUCCUGUAUGGGGUUUUGUCCUUUGUAUAAAACACAGAUUUUUGACACAAGGUUGUAAUAUGCAAGUGAGAAUUGAUCACCACUGUGGCAAGUAAAGGCUUGCAGACAUUUUCACUGUUCUGAUUUUAUUUAAACAUUCUCUGCCUGGAGACAUGGUAGAUUCCAUCAUCUCCACAGCAGAGGAUUUAAACCAGUGCUGACCCAUUAGCUGUAGUUUCAGUAAAACACCCAGCUGAAUGGAAGUUUUAGGGGGCUUAAAGUGUUGUCUGACAGGUGCCGUUCUGUAUGUGCGCAAAGAGAUCCGCUGGAGUUUGGACAUUGUUGUUUGCUUAUUGGUUCAAUUGAGGUCUGACUUGUAGCCCCUACAGAUCCCCACAUCUCCUGGCCGUAGCAGAAUUGCACUGGUGGAUUUUCUAUUUGACGCCUAACAGGUGUAUGACCAACAAUUUGGACAUUAUUGGGGGAAAAAGCAUUUUCUCUAUGCACAGCCAGUGCUUCUCAUUACUGUAAGUCAGCCAGUCUCCUUGAUGUUCUGAAUUUAUGAUACUGUCUAAGGGGUUUGUGGCACAUUUCAGCUGUAGUGUAUUUGUGUGUCCUUAAAUACAAGUGCACAGUACUUAUACAUGUAUUGAACAAUUUUCAUAUCUAAUAUAUGUGUGUACAUAUAUAUAUAUAGUGAAUUGUAUUUAUUUUUCUGAAACAUUUUAAAGUCCCUUUAUAUGUGUAUUUUAUAUAUUGUUCAAAUAAAACAUUUUUUCACGUACCAAUUA
Xenopus tropicalis (tropical clawed frog) is the source of this 4662-nucleotide messenger RNA. RefSeq names its product v-maf avian musculoaponeurotic fibrosarcoma oncogene homolog F (gene maff). Gene Ontology annotation, cellular component: transcription regulator complex; nucleus. Gene Ontology annotation, biological process: regulation of DNA-templated transcription. Gene Ontology annotation, molecular function: DNA-binding transcription factor activity; DNA binding; protein heterodimerization activity. The transcript is spliced from 3 exons. The record is from RefSeq and is a predicted model, not a curated record. NCBI's taxonomy places the organism in Eukaryota, Metazoa, Chordata, Amphibia, Anura, Pipidae. The coding region runs from base 107 to 553 and encodes 148 amino acids.